CGUUGCUCGGCAGAUCGUCAGUUUGCUGAUUCCCCUCUCGCAAAACAAUCUCAAUCACCCUCUUGGGAUAUUUGCUGCGGAUCGGUCCCAAAUUGCCUCCGUAUUUGCGAAUUAGGAUGGCCUCGCUUGGCAAGGCCACCAACCUUGGAACCACCAUGGCAGAGUAAGGCACCAUAAGCACGCCCCGCCGCCCUCCACUCCACUCAAUUUGUCUGCUCGCCCUCAAGCACAUAUACGGCCAAGCCAAGAACUCCCAGAUAACAGCCAGCCAUAAACCACUGCCACUAUGACCGUCACGUCGAUCGCCGAGGCAAAGAAAGAGUACACCGUCAUCCAGGCCUCUCUCCUCAUCCCGGGUCGCGGCGAUCCCUUAAAAGACGGCGCCGUUGUCAUCUCAGAAGAUAAGAAGAUUCAUUUCGUCGGACCGGGGUCAUCAAUUCCCGAAGAAUACGCCAACUGUCCCAGGCACAAUGUCCCCACUCUCCUUCCCGGUUUGUGGGACUGCCAUGUUCACUUUGCUGGUGCGACCAGCUUCAAUCUUUCCCAGAUACCCUUGAUCCAUCCUGCCACCGCCGGCGCGCGCCUUGCACGCUCAGCAGCGGACACUCUGAAUGCAGGCUUCACCAGCGUCCGGGACCUUGGGGGAUGGGCUCCCGAGCUGUCGCUGGCGAUUGAGGAGGGAACGAUCAUCGGUCCGCACAUUUACGCCGCUGGAGCAGCCAUCAGUCAAACCGCGGGACAUGGCGACCUGUGGGACCUUCCACAUGGCUGGGUCCGGCAAUGCUGCGGAAUUACUGAGCCCUCUCACAAUCAGAAUACCGGAGUAAUCCCUUUCUGCAUCGCUGAUGGCGUGGACGAAUGCCGAAGGGCCGUACGCUUGCAGCUCCGAAGAGGUGCGAAGGUCAUCAAGAUAUUCGCAAGCGGUGGGGUUACCAGCCUUGGGGAUAAUCCCCUAUAUCAACAAUUCUCGGAUGAGGAAUUGAAAACUAUUGUGGAGGAAGCUGGACGUGCCCAUAGAGCCGUCGCAGCUCAUGUUCAUGGCAAGGAGGGCAUCAUGGCGGCGCUGAGGGCUGGCUGCAAGACGCUUGAGCAUGGCACAUACCUGGACGAUGAGUGCUUUGCGCUAAUGAAAGAGAAAGACGUAAUCCUUGUACCUACGAGCACCGUGGUGCACGAAGCACAGAAGAAUGCGGACCUUCUCAGCCCAGAAUCGCGCCUCAAGGUGGUUGAACUUGGCAAAGUCGCGGCAGGGAUGUACCGGAGCGCUGUCAAGUCGGGCGUCAAGAUAGCCUUGGGGACAGAUCUCAUUGUUUCGAUUCCAGGUGGCGGACUUAGUCAUGGGAACAACGGAGCAGAGCUGGGGUAUGCAGUCGAAGCUGGGAUGACACCACUGCAAGCCAUCGAAGCCGCCACAGCGACAGCUCCGGAGACGCUAGGUCCGCAGGCUCCUAUGAGCGGACAGCUCAAGGAAGGCUAUGAUGCUGACCUUAUUGCUCUGGAUGGGGAUCCUCUUGAAGACAUCACUUUGGUGAAUAAACCUGAUCGGAUCACCCACGUUUGGAAGAGCGGCAAGCUGUUCAAGCAGCCGAAAGCAUAGAGGACGAUGGACGCAAACACCAAUCAUUCUUUCUUAUGAGUUCUUUCCGAAAUGUACAGGCAAAUUACCAGAGCACUGUUAUCAUCCCUGCCAUAUCCGGCAUAAGUCAAGCGGUGUCGUCCUACUAACU
Trematosphaeria pertusa is the source of this 1727-nucleotide messenger RNA. RefSeq names its product amidohydrolase. The record is from RefSeq and is a predicted model, not a curated record. Gene Ontology annotation, molecular function: hydrolase activity, acting on carbon-nitrogen (but not peptide) bonds. Lineage: Eukaryota; Fungi; Ascomycota; Dothideomycetes; Pleosporales; Trematosphaeriaceae. The transcript has a single exon. Bases 287 to 1597 code for a protein of 436 amino acids.